GAUCCCAACUUCCGGUGAAAGAGGAGAAGUGUCUCACACGAUUACUCUGACAAGGCCUGCCGUUACUCACCCGUAGCUAGUGGAACGGGGUUUUCGAUAAGAGCCAUGGCUCUGUGAUCGCCAGCAAGUCCGCUGAUUAACUUUUUUUUUUUACACAAAAGAGACGAGGUGAACGUCGAUGUUGACGACGCUUUGACUGAACGCCACAUCGUCAGAGCCACAGGUUUGAACGUUAACCCGCGACUACCAGCUAGUUAGCUAGCUAAAGACGCAGCUAGCUAUUCGCCAACCGAGCACCUCUAAAUAAGAUCCUGGUGUCUGGCUCAAGAUGUCAACCGCGGGUUUCAACUCUCAGAACGGGACGGGGCAGCCAUAUGCGAACGGUCCUUCACAGAAUCCAGUUGCCUUACAGCAGCUACCAGGGGUCAGCUAUGGCACGACUCACCAACCAACCUACAAUCCAAUGCAGGCCAAAGCUGCAGCACCCCCCGGCCCUGGACUCUACCCCUCUGGGCCAUACCAGCAGGUUCCCCCAGUCUGCUCCUACCAGCCUGGCCCACCACUCCCUUCCUACCCAGCUCCCACAGGCCAGCCGCUGUUGACCAGGCCUCCAAUGGGAGGUCCCUCAUCCCAUACCCCUCCUCAGUCUGCCAGCCCCAGCCCUGGUCCCAGGCCACCCCUUUCACAGGCCACACCCCCCCCUCCUGCAGCAUCUUCUAGUAGCUACUAUCCAAACCCCCAGCAGCUGCAGCCCAUGGCUCCAACAUGGCAGUACAACACAGCUCCCCCACCAAUGGGGCCACCCACUUCAACCAACAUGCCUCCCCGCGGCCCCAUGGCGAAUCACGUGAACCCAUCUUCAAGCUUGACAUUGCCACCACCACCGUCAUCAGCAAUUUACAGCUCAGGCCCUGGGAUGCCUCCCACCAGUCUGCAAGGAUACAACCAGCCAGGCAUUGCACCUCCACCUAUGAAUCCCGUGGCUUCCCACACAUACCAACCAAGCAGAAUUGCAUAUGGCCCCCCACCUUCAGGCCCCCCACCUUCAGGCCCCCCACCUACAGGCCCACCACCAGCCAUGAAACCUGCAGCUCCUCCCACUGGACCCCCAGUGGCCAAUGUCACACCUCCACCUCCCAAAUCCGAUGGAACUUUGCCUGGCAACGGUCCCCAGUCAUCAAACAGCUAUAAUCAUGUUGACAGCAAAAUGGCUGGCCUGCCCCAGCACGGACCACCUGGUCGGCACUUGGGCCAAUACCCCUCCCUCCCACCUGGGUACCAGAACACCUCGGCACCACACAACCCCCCGUCCCCCAUGCACCAUGCGAUACAAAGAGCCACAGAGCCUUACACUCAAGCUCCUCAGCCAUACCAGCAGCCCCCUGGUGGCCCAGGGCCGGCCCAACUGAGCCCGUCCUUGGCGGCCAUGAGCCUUCAGUCCAGUAUCCCAGAGGCACUAAGAGUGGUCAACCUGCUGCAGGAGAGGAACCUGCUGCCACCAAGCCCAAUCCCUGCCCCGACACCCUGCCUGCCCCAGGACCUGCAGAAGAUUAACUGCAACCCAGAGGUUUUCCGUUGUACACUGACCAGCAUCCCUCAGACACAGUCUCUGCUCAAUAAAGCCAAGAUGCCGCUGGGCCUGCUGCUGCACCCCUUCAAAGACCUCUCGCAGCUUCCUGUGGUGACGUCCAGCACCAUUGUCAGAUGUCGGUCCUGCAGAACCUACAUUAACCCGUUUGUCUCUUUUCUGGAUCAGAGGAGGUGGAAGUGCAACCUGUGCUUUCGAGUCAAUGAUGUUCCAGAGGAGUUUAUGUACAACCCAGUCAGCAGAUCAUACGGAGAGCCACACAAAAGACCUGAGGUCCAGAACGCCACUAUUGAGUUCAUCGCUCCUUCAGAAUACAUGCUGAGGCCACCACAGCCGGCUGUUUACCUCUUCGUUCUGGACGUAUCCCACAAUGCCAUGGAAACGGGCUAUCUGAAUGUGUUCUGUCAGUCUCUGCUGGACAACAUCAAUGCGCUUCCUGGAGACUCACGAACAAAGGUCGGCUUCAUCACCUUCGAUAGCACCAUUCACUUCUACAAUCUCCAGGAGGGACUUUCCCAGCCUCAGAUGCUCAUUGUGUCUGACAUUGAAGAUAUCUUUUUACCAACACCAGACAGCCUUUUAGUAAACCUCAGUGAAUGCAAAGAACUUGUGCAGGAUCUGCUGAGGAAUCUACCAAGCUUAUUUGAAAAGACCAUGGAGACACAAUCUGCCCUUGGAUCAGCUCUGCAAGCAGCCUUUAAGCUGCUGUCGCCCACCGGAGGGCGCAUGUCAGUCUUUCAGACACAACUGCCCAACAUGGGAGUGGGGGCACUCCAGUCCAGAGAGGACCCCAACCAGCGAGCAUCUGCCAAGGACAUUCAGCAUUUAUCCCCAGCGACAGAUUUCUACAAGAAGCUGGCUCUGGACUGCUCUGGCCAGCAGGUGGCCGUUGACUUGUUCCUGCUAAGCUCUCAGUACUGCGACCUGGCAUCGCUUGGCUGCAUAUCCAGAUACUCGGCAGGCAGUGUUUACUACUACCCUUCAUACCACCACCAGCACAACCCUGCUCAGGUGGAGUGCUUCCAGAAGGAUCUGAAGAGAUACAUAACCAGGAAGAUCGGCUUUGAGGCUGUCAUGAGGAUACGCUGCUCCAAAGGUCUAUCCAUCCACACGUUCCACGGGAACUUCUUUGUGCGCUCAACAGAUCUGUUGUCCCUGCCUAACGUGAACCCAGAUGCUGGCUUUGCAGUUCAAAUGUCUAUCGAGGAAAAUCUGGACGACAUGCAGGUCGUCUCUUUCCAGGCCGCGCUGCUUUACACCUCCAGCAAAGGAGAAAGGAGGAUCCGUGUCCACACCUUGUGUCUCCCUGUGGUCAAUUCUCUGUCGGACAUCUUUUCUGGUGCCGAUGUUCAGGCCAUGACUGGGCUGCUGGCUUGCAUGGCUGUGGACCGUUCAGUGACGGCCAGUCUGAGUGACGCCAGAGAUGCGAUGACUAACGCUGCCAUUGACUCGCUGUCGUCAUACCGACAGUCUGUGUUGACCGUCCAGCAGCCCGGCCUGCUGGCGCCGGCCUGCCUCAGACUCUUCCCCCUCUUCGUCCUUGCCUUGCUCAAACAGAAAUCCUUCAGGACAGGCACCAGCACCAGACUGGAUGACCGAGUGUUUGCCAUGUGUCAACUGAAGUACCAGCCACUGACCUACGCCAUGCUGAUGAUCCACCCUGCCCUGUACCGCAUCGACGAUCUUACUGACGAGGGAGCAUUGAACAUCAACGACCGGACGAUCCCUCAGCCGAGAGUGCUGCAGCUUUCUGUGGAGAAGCUCAACAGGGAAGGAGCUUUCCUCAUGGAUGCUGGAUUAGUGAUGUAUCUGUGGAUCGGACGAAACUGCCACCCCAACUUCCUCACACAAGUCCUGGGAGUUCCCAACUAUGCUGCCGUGCCUGAUAACUUGUAUCUGCUGCCAGAGCUGGACACAGCCGAGUCGCAGAGGACCAGAGCAUUCAUUGGUUGGCUGAGGGAUCAGAGGCCAUUCUUCCCCUCUCUGCAUGUCAUUAGGGACGAGAGCCAGCUGAAAGCCAGCUUUAUGCAGAGCAUGAUCGAGGACCGAACCGAGUCGGCCCUGUCGUACUAUGAGUUCCUGCUCCACCUCCAACAGCAAAUCUCCAAAUAAUAUUCAGUGGGACGGUGCAGAUGAGAGAACGCAGAAUCAUGAACACCCAUCAUUGUAUGUGUGUGCGUAUAUAUGUAUAGUGUGUGUGCGUGUGUGCGUCUCUCAAAGCAGUGGGAGGCCGACUCCAGCUUCAUCCAGCUGUGGUUCACCAUCUCUCUGAGAAAAACCUGUGCUGAACUUAUGUGAAGCGUCACUCAAAUCAAACAAUGUGACAGACGAUAAAAGGACAGAGUGACAAAGAUGCAUUUUUCCCAGCACUUUUUACCGAGAUGAAGUGGUGCAUUGGAAGAAAAAUAAUCAAGAAAUCCACAACGAUGAUAAUUAUGUACGACAGUGAUCGAACGGAUCAGUGUUUAUUCUCAUAGAACAAUGCUGUCUAAGUAAGGUAGCAUUCAGAUAGUUGCAGCAAACGGAUGGUGUUGAGUGUUUUUGUUCAAAGAGCACAGUCGCCUUUACCAAAACAAACCAUCUGUAUGUAUGUUUGUAUGUAGGUCUGCUUCGGAUUAGGUUUGUAAGGAAGGUUUGUACGUCUGCGCUUAAAGACUGUUAUUGGGUGUCACCUGGAAUAUUUGUAUACAGAACACCUGAGCUCCAACAACCCUCUAACAUCGUACCUGACAGACAGAACUCGUGCUUUUUAUUUCUCAGUCAUUAUAAGUGUGUGUCGAACAAAUCUGUUGUUACUGGCUGAAAUGUUGAGGAGUUUGAAGGCGGAUCUACUUUCACACUGUCAUUGCUGCCUUGUGUGGACUCGGCAGUGAAAAGUAAUUUUCUCUGGUCUGAUCUGGCAUCUUUUCUCUGGACAGGCAGAACAACUCUGAUGACGUCGUUCUUCCUAUUUGUUUAUUUCUUUUCUUUUUUCUGAUUGUUUAAUUUAUGAGACUCCCAAUCUGAUUAAAUUCUAUAAUUGCCUUGUACGGGAACUCACUUUUUAUUAUUAAACCUCUGUUUAAAUACAGACUCUACAUAUGAAAUAUUUUAAUAUAAUAGGAUAUGGGAAAUUCUUUAACACAGACAUAACAAAGCCAUUGUUUUAAUCAUACUUAUUGAUACUUGUAUAUUAAAAGACUGCAUUAUAUAAAAGUGACAAAAUGCUGAUGAUUUUAGUAUAAACAUCGAGGUGAAAUGACGCUAAGAAAAUAAAAUGUUUGGCACUUUGUAAA
Messenger RNA from Scophthalmus maximus (turbot), 4863 nucleotides. It is a transcript of the gene sec24a, whose product is annotated as SEC24 homolog A, COPII coat complex component. The record is from RefSeq and is a predicted model, not a curated record. Gene Ontology annotation, molecular function: SNARE binding; zinc ion binding. The coding region runs from base 329 to 3700 and encodes 1123 amino acids. The transcript is spliced from 23 exons. Lineage: Eukaryota; Metazoa; Chordata; Actinopteri; Pleuronectiformes; Scophthalmidae. Gene Ontology annotation, biological process: COPII-coated vesicle cargo loading; intracellular protein transport; endoplasmic reticulum to Golgi vesicle-mediated transport. Gene Ontology annotation, cellular component: COPII vesicle coat; endoplasmic reticulum exit site.